This is a messenger RNA of Zygotorulaspora mrakii, 495 nucleotides long. It is a transcript of the gene MXR2, whose product is annotated as peptide-methionine (R)-S-oxide reductase. The coding region runs from base 1 to 495 and encodes 164 amino acids. The record is from RefSeq and is a predicted model, not a curated record. The transcript has a single exon. Lineage: Eukaryota; Fungi; Ascomycota; Saccharomycetes; Saccharomycetales; Saccharomycetaceae. Gene Ontology annotation, biological process: response to oxidative stress; protein repair. Gene Ontology annotation, molecular function: peptide-methionine (R)-S-oxide reductase activity.
AUGCUGAGAAGAUUUGCAUUUCGUCAUUUGCCAAUAACAGUGAAAAGGCGGUCAUUCGUCACCUUAAGAAGCAUUCAUUACACCAGCGCUAGAAUGUCUGACAACGAACAGAAGUGGAACCCUGAAUUAACUGGUGAACAAUUAAGAAUUUUAAGGGACAAACAAACUGAGAGGGCCAACACAGGAAAGUAUAUACAUAAUAAGGAAACCGGUGUUUACUCAUGUGCUAACUGUAAUACGCCUCUCUAUUCCAGCGGUGCCAAAUUCGAAUCCGGAUGUGGGUGGCCUGCAUUCUAUGAAGAAAUUUCCAAGGAUGCGUUGACGUACCACACUGAUAUUAGCUAUGGAAUGAAGAGAAUAGAGAUCUGCUGCGGUAAGUGUGGUGGACAUUUAGGGCAUGUCUUUGAGGGAGAAGGUUGGAAAGAGCUAUUGAACUUACCGUCUGAUGUAAGACAUUGUGUUAAUAGCGCGUCGCUGAAAUUCUCGAAGAGCUGA